Messenger RNA from Pseudomassariella vexata, 1346 nucleotides. RefSeq lists its product as uncharacterized. Gene Ontology annotation, molecular function: flavin adenine dinucleotide binding. The record is from RefSeq and is a predicted model, not a curated record. Bases 62 to 1054 code for a protein of 330 amino acids. The transcript has 2 exons. Lineage: Eukaryota; Fungi; Ascomycota; Sordariomycetes; Amphisphaeriales; Pseudomassariaceae.
UGGUGGGAGGAUUGGGAAUGUGGGCGUUGGGGGUUAUAUACUCGGAGGUGGGCUGAGCUUCAUGAGCGCCGAGUACGGAUGGGCAGCUAACCAAGUGCUCGAGUAUACCCUCGUCCUGGCCAAUGCCUCCAUAUUGAAAGUAACACGGGACAACUACCCAGACAUCUUCACAGCCCUAACAGCCGGGGGCAAUAACUUCGGCAUCGUCACCUCCUACCUCCUCCAAGUAUACCCCCAAGGUGAGGUCUGGGGCGGAAAUCUUGUCUUCAACGCAACCCCCGAAACGACCUCCUCUCUGCUCGCCGCCCUCCGUGACUUCACGGAGAACUACCCGGAUGAAAAAGCCGGGAUUAUCAUGACGUCUGAACGGACCCUCGGGACCCUCGUCAACAUUUGGAUCCUGUUUCUUUAUUAUAACGGGCCUGAGCCGCCGCCGGGCGUUUUUGACAAGUUUCUGGCCGUGGGGCCUAACAUCAAUUCCUGCAAGACGCAGAGCAUGGCCGACCUCGUCGAGGGUAAUAAUUGGGCUAUUGUCAAGGGGAGCGUGUAUACCAUCGGGACGGAGACAACGCCCGUGCCGAGCGAGGAGCACGGGGCGGAGGUGCUGGGGUCGUAUUAUGACCAUUGGGUGAACGUAUCCAACAGCGCGGCUUUUGUCACUGGGGUUAUCGCCAGUAUUGCCUUUCAACCCCUCCCAAAAUCCAUAGCGCGGGCUGCGAAGGCGAAGGGAGGGGAUCUAAUUGAUCUCGAUACAGAAAAGGACCUGCUCGUCAUAGAGCUGGAUUAUAGCUUUUCGUUUAAUUCGGAUUAUGAAAAGAUUGACCAGACGAUGCGGGAUACGUACGAGGGGCUGCGGACGAGGGUCCAGAGGUUUCAAGAGCAGGGAAAGUUGGAGAAAGGGGUUUAUUUACCGCUUUUUAUGAAUGAUUGCUUUUAUCCGCAGGAUUAUUUUGGGAGGUUGAGGCCCGAGGGGAAGGCGUUGGCGGGGAGGGUGACGGAGGAGUUGGAUCCCAAUGGCGUUUGGAGGGACCGGACUGGGGGUUUUAAGUUAUGAGAGAUCAGUUUGGGUUUGGAUAUUGGUGAGAGGUGUGAGAUGAGCAAAUGUAUAUGUGAUAUGACGUGAUAUGAUACCAGCUUGAAUACGUAAGUCCUGACUGCUUAUAAAAUGGAUAGAUAGAGACAUGUCUUAAAGCUUAGAGUUACUGAUUGGGAUAUCUUAAUUUUGCGAUCUACGAUUGAUUUCAGACGAAGGUUGAGUGCACGGAUGGAAUAUCCGAAUGUCGCCAGAUAAAAUAGAUAAUCGCGAUUCAAUAGCUAGGGGUCUAGCCGUGGGUUUCUGGGUAUCG